Raphanus sativus (radish) is the source of this 3198-nucleotide messenger RNA. Its product is annotated as SWI/SNF complex subunit SWI3D. Lineage: Eukaryota; Viridiplantae; Streptophyta; Magnoliopsida; Brassicales; Brassicaceae. Gene Ontology annotation, molecular function: zinc ion binding; protein binding. The coding region runs from base 74 to 2884 and encodes 936 amino acids. The record is from RefSeq and is a predicted model, not a curated record. The transcript has 7 exons.
AAAUAAAGAUAAAAUGUGCAAAAGUCACUGACGACGGAAACAACCCCCGAAGAUUUGCCCCGAGACUCUCGAGAUGGAGGAGAAACGACGCGAUGCUGGAACCCUAGCUUCGGCCGGGAGCUCCGGAGAUUCUCCGGCAUCCGAGCCGACGCCUCGUCGCCGCGUGAAACGAAAAGCCAACGCCCUCGGGACCUCCUCCAAUUCCUCAUCCACAUCCUCGAAGCGGAUGCUGACGCGCGAGAAGGCGAUGCUCGCGUCUUUCUCCUCCCCGGUCCACAACGGACCUCUGACCAGAGCUCGACAGGCGCCCAGCAACAUGCCGUCCGCGGCCGAGGCGAAGUCGGAGCUGGUGAAUCCCGCCGCCGACGGCGGGGAGAAGCCGAAGGAGGAGGAGGAGAGGAACAAAGCGAUCCGUGAGUGGGAGGCGCUUGAGGCUAAGAUCGAAUCCGAUUUCGAGGCGGUUAGAUCUCGCGGAAGUAAUGUUCAUGUGGUGCCUAAUCACUGCGGUUGGUUCUCAUGGGAAACGAUUCACCCGGUUGAAGAGCGUUCGUUGCCUUCUUUCUUUAACGGCAAGUUGGAGAGUCGAAGUCCCGAGGUUUACAGGGAGAUACGGGAUUGGAUCAUGAGGAAGUUUCAUUCCGAUCCAAACGCGCAGAUAGAAGCAAAAGACUUAACAGAAGUCGAGGUUGGAGACUCGGAAGCUAAGCAGGAGGUGAUGGAGUUCUUGGACUACUGGGGCUUAAUCAAUUUUCACCCUUUCCCAGAUGCUAGUGAUGCUUCAGGGGUGGAUGAUGAUAAGGAGUCUUUGCUUAACAGUUUAUACCGAUUCCAAGUAGAUGAGGCGACGGCUCGCCCUGCUUUUGUUUCAAAGCCUCCUCGUCUCACAGCACAAGCUACACCGUCAGGGCUGUUCCCAGAUCCCAUGGCUGCUGCUGCUGCUGAUGACUCGCUGAAGCAAGAAGGUCCAGCGGUGGAAUAUCACUGCAACUCUUGUUCUGCUGAUUGUUCUCUCAAGCGCUACCACUGCCCGAAACAGGCAGAUUUUGACUUAUGCACGGAAUGCUUUGACAGUGGCAAGUUCAGUUCAGACAUGUCAUCUUCCGACUUUAUACUAUUGGAGCCGGCUAAGGAUCCUGGCGUUGGUAGUGGGAAGUGGACUGAUCAAGAGACUCUUCUUCUCCUUGAAGGUAUAGAGAUCUUUAAGGAAAACUGGAGUGAGAUUGCGGAGCAUGUUGCUACAAAAACAAAAGCUCAGUGUAUGCUUCAUUUUCUUCAAAUGCCAAUCGAGGAUGCAUUUCUUGAUCAAACUGACCAAAAAGAUCCAAGUGCAAAAGACACUACGGAUGUAGCUGUGUCUAAAGAUGAGAAAUCUGUUCUAAAAGAUGCACCUGAAGAGAAAGAGAAAGAGAAUGCGAAUCCUGUUGUUGAAGUUGAAACUGUGAAGGAAGCUCCGGAGAAAGAAGAUGUCAACGAAGGAAAGGUAGUUCCUCAGGAGUCUUCAAAGCCUGGAGAUGCGAGUGAAGAAACUAAUGAAGUGGAACCCGACAAGAAAACGCCCGAGGUAGAAACCGUCGUUGAUGAAAGAUGUAAAGAUGAGGCUGAUGAGAACAUUGCUCUGAAAGCUCUGACUGAAGCUUUUGAAGACGUUGGUUAUCCCAUCACACCCGAAGCCCCCUUAUCCUUUGCUGAUUUGGGAAAUCCUGUCAUGGGCCUGGCAGCUUUUCUGGUAAGAUUGGCGGGAUCUGACGUUGCUACGGCUUCAGCCCGAGCUUCCGUCAAAUCUCUUAACAGCAAUUCUGGGUUGUUGCUUGCCACAAGACAUUGUUUUGUUCUCGAGGAUCCACCAGAAAACAACAAGGACUUAACUGAAUCAAAAAGUGUGGAUGCAGUGGGGAACGAUAAUAAUGCCCAUACAGAUGAGCAGCAAAAAGAAAAAAGCCAGAAAGCAGAAGAUGUCUCCUCGAAUUCAGAUACUGAUCCAGGCAAAGCAAGUCAGGACUCAGUCUCUGAAGAAAAGCAACCGGGUUCUGAAGGACAAAAAGUAUCUAGUAAUGCAGCCGCAACUAAAAAUGCUGUGAAACCACCGGAUAUUAUUAGUACAUUGCAGGACAAAGGUUCAGGGAAGAAGCUCAAAAAACCUUUAAAGGAUGGGGAUAAGCUUUCUAGCAAAAAUAAAGCUGCCUCUCAAGCAACUGUCUCCAAGGCAGCUGCAGAUGUUUCUCAGCCAGAAGCAUCAAAAGAUGUGGAGAUGAAGGAAGCAUCACAGUCCGAGAAGGAUCCUCAAGAUAUGGUCAAAACUGCAGGAGAGGAGGCUGAGCAGGCUAAGGAGGGUGCAAAGGAUGUUCGUAGUAUGCCAGACACGUCUGUUGCAGAGAAGGCCAUUGGAUCAGCUUCUGUACCGGAAAAUGGAACAGCUGGUGAAAAUCCUAAUAAAGAGGGAAGUAAAGAGAAGGAUGUUUGUAAAGGGACAAAAGACGAACAUAACACUGAUAAGCUUAAGCGUGCAGCUAUCUCUGCUCUCUCAGCUGCAGCAGUAAAGGCAAAGCAUCUUGCGAAGCUUGAAGAAGAUCAAAUCCGACAACUUUCUGGAUCAUUGAUAGAGAAGCAGUUACAUAAACUAGAAGCAAAGCUAUCUAUCUUCAACGACGCUGAAAGCGUGACAGCGAGGGUAAGAGAGCAAUUAGAAAGGUCAAGGCAACGGCUAUACCAUGAAAGAGCACAGAUCAUAGCGGCUCGUCUCGGUGCCCCACCUUCAGUAUCCUCAAAAGCAUCAUUACCAGCAAACAGAAUUGCUGCAAAUUUUGCUAAUGUGGCUCAGAGACCUCCCAUCGGCAUGACCUUUCCACGCCCACCAAUGCCAAGACCUCCAGGACCAGGUACAUGAACUUUAUCAUUCCCUGUUCCUGAAGUUCAGAUCCAGCUCCAGGUUCAGACAGUUGUUUCUUCGGUUUAGUGGUUCCACAUGAUAGUGUUCAGAUUCGCGGGGUAGCUCCUUAUGUUAUAUUUGUAAGACCAGGUACAUUGUCCCACCUAUUUCGGCUUCAACCUAUGAGCUUGGUUUAUUUUUCUGGAGAUUUGAUUUAUCGGACUUACGUAGGAGACGAAGUUAGUUAAGGGUUGUAGACCCAUCAGUUAAUGUUUAAUGUAAGCGACAAAUGGAACAUGUGGAGAUAUGUGAAUGUGUUUUAUUUAUGGUUC